Molecule: messenger RNA, 4973 nt
Organism: Ornithorhynchus anatinus (platypus)
Lineage: Eukaryota; Metazoa; Chordata; Mammalia; Monotremata; Ornithorhynchidae
Gene: TNKS2
Product: tankyrase 2
Exons: 27
Coding region: 16-3498 (1160 amino acids)
Biological process (GO): innate immune response
Cellular component (GO): cytoplasm; nucleus
Molecular function (GO): NAD+ poly-ADP-ribosyltransferase activity; protein binding
Source: RefSeq, a predicted model, not a curated record
GGGUGUGGGGGCAGGAUGUCGGGUCGGCGCGGGGGCGGGCCGGGGGCCGGCGAGGCGUCGGAGCCGGCGGCGCGGGACCUGUUCGAGGCCUGCCGCAACGGAGACGUGGAGCGGGUCAAGCGGCUGGUCACCCCCGACAGGGUCAACGGCCGCGACACCGCCGGCCGCAAGUCCACGCCGCUCCACUUCGCCGCAGGUUUUGGUCGGAAAGACGUAGUGGAGUAUCUGCUUCAGAAUGGCGCCAACGUCCAUGCCCAUGACGAUGGCGGUCUCAUCCCUCUCCACAACGCCUGCUCUUUCGGUCACGCCGAAGUCGUCAAUCUCCUCUUACACCACGGGGCAGAUCCUAACGCCCGGGACAACUGGAAUUACACUCCUCUCCACGAAGCGGCCAUCAAGGGGAAAAUCGACGUUUGCAUAGUGCUCUUGCAGCACGGCGCAGAACCGACCAUCCGCAAUACAGACGGGAGGACAGCUCUGGAUCUGGCAGAUCCCUCUGCCAAAGCGGUGCUGACCGGUGAAUAUAAAAAAGAUGAACUCUUGGAAAGCGCAAGGAGCGGCAAUGAGGACAAAAUGAUGGCCCUGCUUACACCCCUCAACGUCAACUGUCACGCAAGCGAUGGCCGAAAGUCAACUCCGUUACACCUCGCAGCGGGUUACAACCGAGUGAAAAUAGUGCAACUCUUGCUACGGCACGGUGCCGACGUACACGCCAAAGACAAGGGGGAUCUGGUACCGUUACACAACGCCUGUUCCUACGGUCAUUAUGAAGUAACGGAGCUUCUGGUGAAGCACGGCGCGGGGGUGAACGCGGUGGAUAUGUGGCAGUUCACACCCCUCCACGAGGCAGCGUCCAAAAACAGGGUCGAAGUGUGUUCCCUCCUGCUGAGCUUCGGGGCGGACCCGACGUUGUUGAACUGUCACAGUAAGAGUGCCAUCGACCUAGCACCGGCUCCCCAGCUGAAGGAGCGGCUGACGUAUGAAUACAAAGGUCACACGCUGCUGCAGGCUGCCCGAGAAGCGGACGUAGCUCGCGUCAAGAAGCAUCUCACUCUGGAGAUGGUGAAUUUCAAGCACCCUCAAACGCAUGAAACGGCACUGCACUGUGCCGCCGCGUCGCCUUACCCUAAGAGAAAGCAAGUAUGCGAACUGUUGCUAAGAAAAGGAGCCAACGUCAAUGAGAAGACAAAAGAAUUUUUAACCCCUCUCCACGUGGCAUCCGAGAAAGCUCAUAAUGACGUCAUCGAAGUGGUGGUGAAGCACGAAGCCAAGGUGAACGCUCUGGAUAACCUCGGCCAAACUCCUCUGCACCGCGCCGCCCACUCUGGACACCUGCCCACCUGCCGCCUGCUGCUGACCUGUGGCUGCGACCCCUCGAUUGUGUCGCUGCAAGGCUUCACGGCCUUACAGAUGGGGAGCGAGAGCAUGCAGCAGCUGCUCCAGGAGGGCAUCCCUUUAGGGAAUUCAGAUGCAGAUCGUCAGCUGCUGGAAGCUGCAAAAGCUGGAGACGUAGAAACCGUCAAAAGACUUUGUACGGCUCACAGCGUCAACUGCCGAGACGUUGAAGGGCGUCAGUCCACCCCUCUCCAUUUUGCGGCCGGAUAUAAUCGGGUGUCGGUGGUGGAAUAUCUGCUGCAGCACGGAGCUGACGUCCAUGCGAAAGAUAAAGGCGGCCUCGUGCCUUUGCACAACGCCUGUUCCUACGGACACUACGAGGUAGCGGAGCUGCUGGUGAAACACGGAGCCAUCGUUAACGUCGCCGACAUAUGGAAGUUCACCCCCUUACACGAAGCUGCGGCCAAAGGAAAAUACGAGAUCUGCAAACUUCUGCUCCAGCACGGGGCAGACCCUACCAAGAAAAACAGAGAUGGGAAUACUCCCUUAGACCUGGUGAAGGAUGGAGACACGGAUAUCCAGGACCUACUCCGGGGAGACGCCGCUCUGCUGGAUGCCGCCAAGAAGGGCUGCCUAGCUCGAGUGAAGAAGCUGUCUUCCCCGGAUAACGUCAACUGUCGGGACACCCAGGGCAGACACUCGACCCCAUUGCAUUUAGCAGCUGGCUAUAACAACCUGGAGGUGGCCGAAUACCUCCUGCAGCACGGCGCCGACGUCAACGCCCAGGACAAGGGGGGCCUGAUCCCCUUGCACAAUGCAGCGUCCUAUGGGCACGUCGACGUGGCCGCGUUACUCAUCAAGUACCAGGCGUGUGUCAACGCCACGGACAAAUGGGCUUUCACCCCUCUGCACGAGGCGGCCCAGAAGGGAAGGACGCAGCUCUGCUCUCUGCUGUUGAUCCACGGUGCUGACCCCGCCCUGAAAAACCAGGAAGGACAAACGCCGUUAGACCUGGUUACCGCGGAUGACGUCAGCGCCCUGCUGGCAGCGGCCAUGCCCCCCUCCGCCCUGCCGUCGUGUUACAAACCUCAGGUGAUCAACGUUUCCCAGGCCCCCGGGGCUGCUUCUGGGUCUCUGGCCUCUGGGCCGUCCAGUCCGUCCAGCCUCUCGGCGGCCAGCAGCCUGGACAACCUGUCCGGCAGCUUUGCGGAACUCUCUUCGAUCGUGCCCCCCGGCGGAGCCGAGGGGGCCGCCGGCCUGGAUAAAAAGGAAGCCCCCGGUAUAGAUUUUAGUAUCGACCACUUUGUGAGGAAUCUUGGACUGGAGCACCUAAUCGACGUAUUUGAGCGAGAGCAGAUCACCCUGGACGUGUUGGUGGAGAUGGGGCACAGAGAGCUGAAGGAGAUUGGGGUCAAUGCCUACGGCCACAGGCACAGGAUCAUUAAAGGAGUUGAAAGGCUUAUCUCUGGCCAACAAGGUCUCAAUCCCUACUUGACUCUGAAUACUUCUGGGAGUGGGACAAUUCUCAUCGAUCUGUCUCCUGAAGAUAAAGAAUUUCAGUCCGUGGAAGAAGAGAUGCAGAGCACCGUCCGAGAGCACAGAGACGGUGGCCAUGCCGGGGGGGUCUUCAACAGAUACAAUAUUCUCAAGAUCCAGAAGGUGUGUAACAAAAAACUGUGGGAGAGAUACACCCACCGGAGGGAAGAGGUGUCGGAAGAAAACCACAACCACGCGAACGAGAGGAUGCUGUUUCACGGUUCUCCGUUCGUGAACGCCAUCAUCCACCGAGGGUUUGACGAGAGGCACGCCUACAUAGGCGGGAUGUUCGGAGCUGGGAUCUACUUCGCCGAAAACUCUUCCAAAAGCAAUCAGUACGUGUACGGGAUCGGAGGCGGCACCGGCUGUCCCAUCCACAAGGAUAGGUCCUGUUACGUCUGCCACCGGCAGUUGCUGUUUUGCCGGGUGACUCUGGGCAAGUCUUUCCUGCAGUUCAGCGCGAUGAAGAUGGCCCACUCCCCGCCGGGCCACCACUCGGUCACCGGCAGACCCAGCGUCAACGGCCUCGCCUUGGCCGAGUACGUCAUUUACCGAGGAGAGCAGGCCUAUCCGGAGUACGUGAUCUCAUACCAGAUCGUGAAGCCCGAAACUACCCCCGAAGGAUAAGGGGACGCCCCCCGACUGCGUCGGGACCCCGCCCGGCCCGCCCGCGACAACGUCGGAGCGGCCGGGAACCGCCCGACUCGGCCGACCGGCGGCCCGCGACGCGAAUGAGGCCUAAUGUUCCAACUGGACGGAACCUGGACGCCGUACGGGCUUUUCUACACGUUUCCCGUUUUUCAGCACUUUAACAGAUGUCGUUCCGGGUUAAACCGGGUUUGUUGUCUGUACUAAAUUAUAAAGAGAGUUAACUUGAACCUUUUUCUACAUUCCUCCGCAGAGUCUAAGCGGACUCGUAGUGCCCGCAACGGGAAGCUGUCUUACCGAGACUGGGUUUUGGGAAACGCGGCCUUUACGCCGAAUACGAUUCCAUUUGUAAAACUGUAAAUAAGAGCUUUUUGUACCAGCCCGGUAUUUAUUCGCGCUGCUUUGUGACACGGACCGACCGUUGCGGCCCGACGGCCCGGAACGGAGGGUGGCCUUCCCGGUCGCGCCCCGGGCGGCCGACGGCCCCCCGGAACCCGCCCGUAUCGCCCCGUCCCCGAGGCGGGACCGCCCCCGUCCUGUUCGGUGUGCAAGCAGAACGUGGGUCUCCGUUCCCCCAAAACCCUGGAGUUUCUCCGUAGCGGCGUCUGUAUGUGAGAUAGUAGGCAGGUGUUUGUUAUUUCCCGUGGCCGCCCGUAGAUUCCUGUUCUGGAGGCAACGGUGGGAGGGGUGGGCGGUCAUUUUCCAGACGACCCCCAGGUCCACGGCGGCGGGAUCCGGGGCCGUCGGCCCGUGCCUUCUCCAGACGCCGCUCGUGGCCGUCCCCUCCCGGCCGGCAGCCCCCGUUCCUGGUUGAGGGUGGUCUCCCCUUUCCACCCGACCCCCGUCGGACUUGCUCAGCGAGCCGAGCCCUCUUGGCAUCCGGCGGGGCCGGCUCACCGCCCUGGACCGCCCGCUUCCCGGCCCGGAGCCUCGCCCUCCCGCUCUCCGCCGGCCUCGCGGAUGGAAAGUGCCGAAAUCACCGGCGGCCUGGGACCGCGGGCCGAUCGGGGUCGUCCCGUCUCCGGUUGGCCCUCGCGGCCGAAGGGCGGGACCCGGAGCCCCGAUGAGGUCGAAGCCCCGGCCGGGGUCAGGAAACCACCGCCGCCUCGCGGGACCGACGGAACCGUGCCGUGCCCUACGCCGUCCCUCCCGGGCCUCUCCGGGACUCGGCAGCCACGGCUCAGCGGCGCGGGAUGGACGGGAUCCCGGAGCGAGGUCGAGGAAUCAGCCGGGGCACGUAGGUCCCGCGGAGAGGGGCCGGCCGAGGCCCCGGUUCCGCCCGCCUCCCGUCGGGUGGAGUUUCUGCAUGACAGACCUUGCUUUCUGGAUGGUGGAGCCCAGACUCGUUCGUUCGUGACUCUCUAGUGCCGUCCGUGCUACCCGCUCCUCCCGGAGCGUACUGUAUCCCCUGCCGUCUCCCCGCUGACGUCAAUAAAACCGUUUCUUGGCCGUUU